CUCUCUUUCUCUCUUCGCAUCUCGUUUAUUUUCUCCUUCCUAAUUCACUCGUUACUCUCGCCCGUAGCAUCAACGCAAUCACCAUGUCAUCCGAAUCCGAAAUCCCCAAACCAGAUCAAGAAGGAGAAGAUGAAUCCUCAAAAUCAGCGAGCAAAAAAGCUGCAAAGAAGGAAGCAGCAAAGCAAGAGAAGUUACGUCGCCGUCAGGAAGCCGCUUUGGCCGCCGCCGCCGCGUCCUCACUUUCUAUCGAGGAGGACCCACUCGCGGCGAACUAUGGUAAUAUUCCGCUUCAAGAUCUGCAAUCGAAGGUGGAAGCAGAUCUAAAAGCGUGGACACAAGUCGGAGACCUGACUCAUGAGUUGAAAGAAAAAGAGGUGUUGAUUCGCGGCCGUGCGCAAACCACGCGCGCUGUUGGAAAAAAUAUGGCAUUUGUUGUGGUUAGAGAGAAAGGUUUUACUGUGCAGUGUGUGGUUACUGCGCGGCCUGAUGUAGUUAGUAAACAGAUGGUCAAGUUUGCCGCUGGAUUGAGCCGGGAGUCAAUUGUUGAUAUCCAUGGCGUUGUUUCUGUCCCCUCUAUUGCUAUUAAGGGCACCACACAGCAGGUUGAGAUUCAAGUUAGUAAGCUUUAUUGUGUUGACAAAGCUAUGCCGACACUUCCCAUUAAUAUUGAGGAUGCUUCUCGAAGUGAGAAGGAAAUUGAAGAGGCUUUGGAGGCUGGAGAACAACUUGUUCGUGUCAAUCAAGAUACACGGCUGAAUUAUAGAGUUCUGGACUUUCGAACAUCUGCUAACCAAGGGAUUUUCCGCAUUCAAUGUCAAGUUUGCAAUAUAUUCAGGCAGUUCUUAUUGUCAGAAGAUUUUGUUGAAAUCCACACACCAAAACUGAUAGCAGGCUCCAGUGAAGGUGGUUCUGCUGUGUUUAAGCUGGACUACAAAGGGCAAGCUGCCUGCUUGGCUCAGUCACCUCAACUUCACAAGCAAAUGGCAAUUUGUGGUGAUUUUGGGCGUGUUUUUGAGAUUGGUCCAGUUUUUAGGGCAGAGGAUUCUUACACUCAUAGGCAUUUAUGCGAGUUUACCGGUCUUGAUGUUGAAAUGGAGAUUAAGCAACACUAUACCGAGGUGAUGGAUAUUGUUGACCAUUUAUUUGUCACAAUGUUUGACCAUUUGAAUAAAAAGUGCAGCAAAUAUCUUGAAGCAGUUGGGAGGCAAUAUCCAUUUGAACCUUUGAAGUACCUGCCAAAGACUCUGCGCCUAAGAUUUGAAGAGGGGGUUCAAAUGCUCAAGGAAGCAGGAGUGGAAAUUGAUCCUUAUGGGGACUUGAAUACAGAAUCAGAGAGAAAACUUGGGCAGCUUGUUUUGGAGAAGUACGGCACUGAGUUUUACAUUCUUCACCGGUAUCCUUUGGCUGUUAGGCCAUUCUACACCAUGCCAUGCUAUGAUGAUCCAAAAUACAGUAACUCAUUUGAUGUCUUUAUUCGAGGUGAGGAGAUAAUUUCCGGAGCACAGCGUGUCCAUGUACCAGAAUUCUUGGUAGAACGUGCACAGGCAUGUGGGAUUGAUGUCAGCACAAUAUCAACAUACAUUGAUUCUUUCAGAUAUGGUGCCCCUCCUCAUGGUGGGUUUGGAGCAGGGUUGGAGCGUGUGGUGAUGCUAUUCUGUGGUCUGAACAACAUUCGUAAAACAUCACUUUUCCCUCGUGACCCGCUGAGGAUCGCUCCAUGAUAGUGUGUUUUGAGAGCAGCCGGAGAUCAAUGAUUUACGGUGAUAUCUUUCAAGAAAAUCUAUGCUUAGAAGUGUGAAAUUCCUCGAGAGAAGAGGAUUCUUUUUUGGUGCACACUGGUCAACGACUUUUGUGGAGGACUUGAUAUUCUAAAUCCACGUUCUUAUUUAGGUCAUACUUUUGUUAUCUAGUAUUUCAGUGGAGUGCUUAGCUGCAAAAUCCUGUUUAAGCCCUUUCGUGGCUUGAUGACACUCCCGGUUUGAACAAGUAGCAUUUGAAUUGAAAUGGAAUCAAUGAUAAACUAAUCGAUGUUCUAAACAUCAAUUCCUUUAGACACAA
This is a messenger RNA of Populus trichocarpa (black cottonwood), 2058 nucleotides long. Its product is annotated as aspartate--tRNA ligase 2, cytoplasmic. Gene Ontology annotation, biological process: aspartyl-tRNA aminoacylation. The transcript has 10 exons. Gene Ontology annotation, molecular function: ATP binding; RNA binding; aspartate-tRNA ligase activity. NCBI's taxonomy places the organism in Eukaryota, Viridiplantae, Streptophyta, Magnoliopsida, Malpighiales, Salicaceae. The coding region runs from base 84 to 1721 and encodes 545 amino acids. Gene Ontology annotation, cellular component: aminoacyl-tRNA synthetase multienzyme complex; cytosol; cytoplasm. The record is from RefSeq and is a predicted model, not a curated record.